AUGCAAGUUGGUCAAACGCUUACAUAUGCCAAAUAUGGCAUAGUAAUCGCACAAAUCUGGUAUAUUCUAAGGUUUGUGUAUAACAGGUCCAGACUAUUGUUCACCAUUUUAAGUUUUUUGCUACUUUUCUCGUUUUUGCUUGCAAAAUUUGUGAAAUUACAGCUAUUGCCGAUCUCCGUAUUCUUCAUACGCAACAAUAUCAAGGGAAACUACAAUGAAAUCCUCUGCAACAAAUACUGCGAGAUAUUCAAGAGGCUAAGCUUUGAGCUCAAUGUCGAAUAUGAUGACUAUAGCCGUUGGAAUCUUAGAGAGUUGAGGAAUUUAUUCAACGAAGUAUACACUCUCUACGCCGCUCUCUAUAUUUCAAUAAACGUGUACAAGGUGGUUCUACCAAAGCGCCUUGUGGAGUUUUACAAGACAUUGAAACUUCAUCUAAAUUUACUGACCAAAGCACGAUUGCCUUUGACCAAUCUAGGUCAUUGUCCAAUCGUUGAUAUUCAAAUUUUUGAUGAUGUUCAAUGGUAUGUCGUAAAGGAAAUAUCGCAAGAUGUGAGAUUUAAUGAUUUUCACACAAAAACACCCGUAAAGGCGGGGACAGUUAGUCUCCUGUCUGCCUUGCACAGGGAAAAUUCAAAGUACAUAACCGACGGUAUGAUCAACGACUCUUUGGCAAAGACAGAGGUAUUAAGAGAGAUUGAUGAUAUUAUAGUUUUGUGCAACAGUCUCUACAAUAUGAUGACUAUCAUUAAACGUGAUGGUUUAAAGGAACAUUCUAGAAGUUUUCUACUGCAGUUGUUUAGGGAUGCAAAUUUUCCAUUUGCAAAUACAAAAUUUCUAAAGGCUCUUUCAAUAUUUGAAUUUAAGGGGAAACACGAAUGCAUUAAAGUUCCAAGGUUUAUUUACACUAAUGAUCUAAUUGAUGCCCUUAUUGUACCAAAUUCAAAGCUGGUCUCCAGAGAGGAUAUGAGCAGGAAACCUAUAUUAAACUAUUCUCCGUAUCACAAGAAUAACGUACAGUUAAUAAGUAUGUUGUACGGUAGCAAUAUUUAUGAAAAAAUUGUUGGAUACUUUGAUGGGAAGGCAGCUUCUGAUCCUAUGGUCAUUUUUUCAAAUCCAAAUGCUGCCUCCUAUGAGCUAUAUGUAUUUUCUCCAUCUGAUAUACACUUUCAUUGUGAACUUGGUAGAAACGUUUUCCUAUACAAUUAUGGAUCUGUUGGAGAUUCUAUUGGUAGUGUAAAUGUAAAGACCAUACUAAAUCAUGGUCAAUUUUUAGUAAAGUACUUAAUGAAAACCUUUGGAAAUGACUUAAAACUUGUUUUCCAUGGCAUAAGUAUCGGUGGCUUAUCCACUAUAAAACUCUCAAAGUUUGCUGAAGAGACAUUUAAGAAUUCUGAAUUCGUCUUGUGCCAAAAAACGUUUGGAGAUCUUCCAAAGCUUGCCUCGCAUAUGGUAACUAGUAUCUUUAAUCCAUUACUUCCAUUAUUCGGACUAGAUGUUUCUAGUGUUGAAGAUUUUCUGGAAAUUAAAACCAAAAAGGCCUGUAUAGUAGAUGUAAAUGAUGAAAUUAUACCGUUACAAUGCAGUUUAACAGCUUGUAUUUCUGAUAGCGUGACAAUUGCUGGUGUACAUAGGGCAAGCAAUUUGUUUAUACAAUUCAAACUUUCUUCUGUGAAAUUAAUGAACUCAGCUUUAAGCAAUAGUGAUAUUGUAACAAUGCAGAUCCUCAAGGAUAUUAUUAAAAUCGUAGGAAAUUACAUAAAUUCGACCGGACAACCACUAAUUAAUCUCUUGUAUACGGACCUUGAUAAUCACAUGUCGGCUAAAAAGGAUAUUUUGAGGGCUAUGGAAUUUUUUACCAGAUUUUGCAUUUGGGGGAGUCUUCCUAUAUUUUGCAUACCCAAGAAGAGGCCAAUUGAAUACUUUGAUUUAUCUCACUUCUACAAUAUAUGCAGCGGUAGUCAUUCAAGCAAGUUCGCUGUGUUUAACGGCUCUAGUGUUUUGGUUUCUAGCAAAGUUGCCGCAUUGUUUUGCAUAUUUUUAAAUUCCAAUGUUGUAGACUGGAUUGUUGACCCAGAAAAAUCGAAAAAGGCCUCUAUAUCAGACUCUAACAGAGCUAUUAGUCUAGUGAACGCAAAGGAACUAAAGGUAUUACACUCGGCCUCUACAGGACUAUAUUUUAUAAAUCAUGAAGCUGCUAGCAUUGUAAAAAAAGAACAUGUACAUGUAGCAUCUGCGAUUAAAUCAGAUUUGUCCUCGUUUGGAGUUGAUACAACCAUCAAUUCCAUACGUCAUUUUGUAUGGAUGAGACUAUAUUCAAUUUUAGGUCUACUAAAAUGUCUAGAUAUGAUAGAGAAUGUUUCAUUUUCUUCAUUUAAUUCACUGGAUCUCUCAGAAAUACUGACUCCUAAAUCUACCGAAACAGAAUCUAUAGAUGUAGUAAGGAUUGCAAAGCAAGCUUCUGGAACAGAAAGUGGUUUAGCUUCUGGAACAGAAAGUGGUUUAGCUUCUGAAAAUUCCAAUGGAGCAAUCGACUUUGCCGGAGUAAAAGACAUAUUACAACAUGCUAGACAAUUUAUAGGUGCACUUAUUGAUAUAGUCAUUGAUGAAACUACGCAUAAAACUAUAAAGAAACUUCCAUCUGACCUUGUCCCAGUAAAUGUGGCACAAGAUGAUAAGCUCGCAAAACACAUUAAAGAGAUCAUUGGCGAUGCAAAAAAAUUCGGAAAUGUCAUCCCUGCGUUUUCGGGUCAUAAUAUAUCAAAUAGUAAAGAAGACCUAAAAUUAAUAGCGGGUUUACAGAGUUAA
Theileria equi strain WA is the source of this 2805-nucleotide messenger RNA. RefSeq lists its product as hypothetical. The record is from RefSeq and is a predicted model, not a curated record. Lineage: Eukaryota; Apicomplexa; Aconoidasida; Piroplasmida; Theileriidae. Bases 1 to 2805 code for a protein of 934 amino acids. The transcript has a single exon.